Molecule: messenger RNA, 1272 nt
Organism: Phycomyces blakesleeanus NRRL 1555(-)
Lineage: Eukaryota; Fungi; Mucoromycota; Mucoromycetes; Mucorales; Phycomycetaceae
Exons: 4
Coding region: 42-1031 (329 amino acids)
Cellular component (GO): cytoplasm
Molecular function (GO): protein binding
Source: RefSeq, a predicted model, not a curated record
GUUUGGGCACCAAUCGCAUAUUCUUUCCAUACAACAACAAAAUGUCCAACCCUAUCAAAGUCGUCGAUGCCGAGCCUCAGGCUCCAAAUGCUGGAAAUUCCAUCAACAAUUUGAAUCCUAAUCUUGUCUUGAACAAUGCUCUUGAUGGCUUUGCUAAUCUCAGCUCAAGACUUAACCCAUUCGCUCAAAAAUUUGGAAAGGGUCUCGGCCAAGUACGCCAAUAUGCUCAAGAGAAGCUGGGUACAGCUGAGGAUGUAACAGAGCUUCCUCAAGAAUAUAAGGAUCUUGAGAAGCGUGUGGAUGCACUCCGUAACGUGCAAAUGAACCUCCUCAAGGUGACGCGUACCCAUAGUAACCCUUCCUACGACUACCCAGUCCAGCUCCAAGAAUCUCUGAUAGGAAUUACUAGCAGUGUUACUGCCCAACUUCAGACAUUAACUGUAUCGCCUGCUGAACGUGCUGUAAUGGAUGCCAAGCACCAGUCAGAGCCCCAGCACCCAAAGACAUUGUCGCAUGCUCUUGGAAGAGUAGCUGCAGAGGGAGCAUUGGCUAUUGGCCCAGAAGAGCCACUUGGCGUAGCUUUGGACAAAUUGGCUAAUGUGUCGGAGCAGGUUGGAAACGCUCGUCUGGCUAUGGAUCAGGCCAUCGUUACAAAGUUCAAUCAGCCUACCCAGACUACUCUCAAGACAUCUAUUGAACAAGCAUUGAAGGCCAGACGCAAGGUUCAGUCUGUCCGUCUUUCUUUGGAUGCCUGCAAGGGUCGUUACAGAGCCGCACGUCCCGAGAGAUCUGAUGCUGCCCGUCUUGAGGUUGAGCAGGCUGAAGAUUUGUUUGUCGCAGCAGUUGAAGAGGCCACUAGUCUUAUGAAGGCUGCUCUUGAGAACCCCGAGCCCUUCCGUCAUCUGGCAGAUCUGGUGGCUGCUCAGGUACAAUACUUUAAGCAGGCUCAUGAUCUUUUGGCCGAAGUAGCUCCUGAGCUUGAUGAAAUCCAAGUUGCUCAAGAGUCGCUCUAUCGUAACACUCGAGAGUAAUGGAAUAAGGAAAACGGAAAAAAGGAAAGGAAUGGACGGAGGAAGAUAAUCGAACAGACAGACAGACAGACAGACAGACAGACAGACAGACAGACAGACAGACAGACAGACAUACAAACAUACAUACAUACAUACAAACAGAAUGAAUGAAUGAAUGAAUGAAUGAAUGAAUGAAUCAAAUAAUCAAAUAAUCAAAGAACCAUUGAACCAAUGAACCAAAUAUAUAUAAAUAUAUAAAUAU